CUUUUUCCUUUCAUUUCAGUCGACAUAUUAGUGUCUAAUGUGAUUAACAAGAAGGAAAUCUCUCGACUUGUAAGGUAAGUCAGUCAGUUGCGUAGGCACUGAUUAAGCCUUUGUCGCGAAGAACUAUUAUUUUUAACUCCAUGAAUAACGGACUUUGUCUCUGGCUUUCAGGGAAAUAUGUGCCGUUUUUCCAGUGAGCAACUUUGGGCAUUUGAAACGAGUGAAAAGCACAGGGAAAACAGGCUCAUCUAUUCAAAUGAUCAUAUGCCACCCAGAUGACAUCCCUGCCUCACCCCUUGACCUGGAGAGACUGGGUGAGGAGUUCUCCUUGAACACAACUGGGUUGUCAGGCAUGUACAAGGUGAAAGUACCCGAGACAGCCCCCCUCACCAGGAGACAGUUUGAAGAGGCAUCCAAGUACUGGCCAGUCUCAUUCCACGAGGAUAAAAGAAUCGCAAAGCUCUUGAAAGGGACUGAUGUGUUUACAGACGCAGAGCUCCAACAGAUUCAUAGUAACAUGGGCAGAGCCAUAAAUAUGGCCGAAAAAGCAAAGGCAAAAGGACAGGUGCCUGUGGGAGCUGUGGCUGUGAGCCCUUCAACCAAUCAGGUGCUGGCUGAAUCACAUGAUUAUCGCUAUGGAGACAACAUUCUCCACCAUGCUGUGAUGACUUGUGUUGACAUGGUAGCACGGUCCCAGGGUGGAGGGGCCUGGAGGUUCCCUGAGGACACUGACUUUGUGGCGCAGUCUGAUACAUCAAGUGAUGGGUACCUUUGUACAAAUUAUGAUAUCUACACUACCAGGGAGCCAUGUGUCAUGUGUGCUAUGUCUCUGCUUCACUCUCGAGUGCAGCGGGUGUUCUAUGGGAAGCAGCAAGCUUCAGGGGCUUUAGGAUCCUGUUACAAACUUCAUGUUCAGGCGGGACUAAACCACCAUUAUGAAGUGUUCAGAGGAGUCCAGGAGGCACAGUGUCACAAACUGGAGGAUACGUGA
Molecule: messenger RNA, 991 nt
Organism: Liolophura sinensis
Lineage: Eukaryota; Metazoa; Mollusca; Polyplacophora; Chitonida; Chitonidae
Product: probable inactive tRNA-specific adenosine deaminase-like protein 3
Exons: 6
Coding region: 257-991 (244 amino acids)
Cellular component (GO): cytoplasm; nucleus
Molecular function (GO): tRNA-specific adenosine-34 deaminase activity
Source: RefSeq, a predicted model, not a curated record